Messenger RNA from Salvia hispanica, 3989 nucleotides. It is a transcript of the gene PWD, whose product is annotated as chloroplastidic phosphoglucan, water dikinase (ATGWD3). The record is from RefSeq and is a predicted model, not a curated record. Gene Ontology annotation, biological process: phosphorylation. Gene Ontology annotation, molecular function: ATP binding; kinase activity; starch binding. Lineage: Eukaryota; Viridiplantae; Streptophyta; Magnoliopsida; Lamiales; Lamiaceae.
UAUGAAUAACUAAAUUCAGAACUCGGUUUAGAUAAAAAGCAGCAAAAAUCUCACACUCACGUGUCACAAAACAAUAAUAUCUUCACUCUUCCAUACGAAUCAAGAUUUCUCAUUCAAUUGCAUAAACUCACAAUCACACACACACACACAGUGGGGUUGAUAAUCUCUGCAAUUGGUUGAGCCAUUGAGCGAUUUGCAAUGGACUAUCCGUGUACGUUGCCAUGCAAAUUCCCUUCAACUUCUAGUGUUAUCGCUUCAAGAAGUAAUCUUAGAUGCCCCCUAAAUAGCAGCCCAUCAAAAUCCUUCUUCAAGAGAGCUGGGAUUCUUGCUCCUGAUGCAAAAAAUCUUGGCCCGUUUGCGGUUAGAGUUGCCAGAAGAGGGGAUUCUGCUAAAUUGUCUGUUUCUGCCGUUUCGUCGGUUGAAACCAGGGAAGGGAUGAAAGAGGAAAAUAGAGAGGAGAGGCGGUCUAAGAAGUUCGGUGACGAUAAGGUUAGGCUGAAGCUCAGACUAGACCACCAGGUCACAUUCGGGGAGCAUGUUGCAGUGUUGGGGUCCGCCAAGGAGUUUGGGUCGUGGAAGAAGGAGGUGAUGAUGACAUGGACGGAGAAUGGAUGGGUUUGCAGUAUGGAUUUGGCGAGCUCAGGAGAGCCUGUGGAGUAUAAGUUUGUGAUAGUAGGUCAGGAUAAGAAGUUGGUGUGGGAACAUGGUGAUAACCGAGUUCUGAAGAUUGAAGAGAAGGGGAGUUUUAGCAUUGUUUGUAAGUGGGGCGAGACUACGGAGGAGGUGAAGCUGCUGCCUUGGGAGGGGGAAGACGAGCAAGAAGUGGAGGCGGGAGGGAGUGAGAAUGGGAAGAGUGUUGCUUCUGCAGUUGAAGAGGGUGUUACCGCUAGUUCGUUUGUGGACCAAUGGCAGGGAAAGAAUGUCUCGUUUGUUCGCUCGAAGGAUAACCUGGAUGGAGAAAAGAAGAUACGCUGGGAGACUUCGGGUCUCGAAGGGAUUUCUCUCAAGCUGGUUGAAGGUGACCGCAGUGGACGUAACUGGUGGAGGAAGCUUGAGGUUGUUCGAGAGCUUGUGGCUGAAAACAUCGACAGCGAAAAGCGCUUGGAAGCUCUUACAUAUUCAGCAAUAUAUCUGAAGUGGAUAAACACAGGUCAGAUUCCUUGCUUCGAAGACGGGGGUCAUCAUCGACCAAACAGGCAUGCUGAGAUCUCCAGGCUUAUAUUCCGCGACCUGGAACGAAUCUCCAGCAGGAAAGACACUUCGCUUCAGGAACUUCUAGUUAUCCGCAAGAUUCACCCUUGCUUGCCAUCUUUCAAGGCCGAGUUCACCGCAUCCGUUCCCCUAACAAGGAUCCGAGACAUUGCUCACAGGAAUGACAUCCCUCACGACCUUAAGCAAGAAAUCAAACAUACGAUACAAAACAAGCUUCAUCGAUGUGCUGGCCCUGAGGAUUUAGUUGCCACAGAAGCAAUGCUUGGAAGAAUCACAAAGAAUCCCGGACAAUAUAGUGAAGCUUUUGUUCAGCAGUUCAAGAUAUUCCAUCAAGAGCUGAAAGAUUUCUUCAAUGCUGGAAGUCUGGAAGAACAGUUGGAAUCGAUCAAAGAUUCUCUGGGUUCGAGCUCUUCCCUAGCCCAGUUUUUAGAGUCUAAAAAGGCGCUGGAUAAUGUCGGUGCAAACGAUAUUUCUAAAAGUGAAUGGAUAACAGUAUUGAUGAAAACUAUACAAUCUCUGGACAAUCUCCGCCAAGAAAUCGCAAAGGGUCUAGAUAGCGGCCUUCGAAACGACGCCCCCGAUGCUGCAAUUGCAAUGCGGCAAAAGUGGCGUCUGUGUGAGAUUGGACUUGAAGACUAUUCAUUUGUUCUUCUGAGCAGGUUCGUCAAUGAACUUGAAGCUGUUGGUGGGGCCCACUGGCUCGCGGAGAAUGUAGAGCAGAAGAACGCUGGUUCUUGGAGUGAGCCACUCGGAGCUCUAGUCGCCAGCAUACAUCAGUUGGGCCUAUCAGGCUGGAAGCCCGGCGAGUGCAAAGCUAUAGGAAACGAACUCAUAGCUUGGCAAAACAGAGGUCUUCUCGAAACUGAAGGCAGCGAAAAUGGUACAAGAAUAUGGGGUUUGAGGCUUAAAGCUACACUCGAUAGAGCUAAGAGACUAACAGAAGAAUACUCUGAGGCACUUCUUAAUAUAUUCCCUGAAAGAGUUCGGAUUUUAGGAAACGCCUUUGGGGUUCCUGAUAACACUGUUAGGACGUAUGCUGAAGCUGAGAUUCGUGCCGGUGUGAUUUUUCAGGUUUCAAAACUGUGCACCCUUCUUCUGAAAGCUGUAAGGAAUGUUCUCGGGUCUGAGGGCUGGGAUAUUCUUGUACCGGGAGAUGCUGUUGGAACCCUCAUCCAGGUGGACAGCAUCGUUCCUGGGUCAAUACCAUCGUCUGUAACAGGACCGGUUAUUCUAGUCGUGAACAGAGCUGAUGGAGAUGAAGAGGUAACAGCGGCCGGAGAUAAUAUUACCGGAGUCAUCCUUUUGCAGGAGCUGCCCCAUUUAUCUCAUCUUGGUGUCCGAGCGCGGCAAGAAAGGGUUGUUUUUGUGACUUGCGAAGAUGAUGAAAAAGUUUCUGACAUCAGAAAUCUUAGUGGGAAGUUUGUGAGGUUGAAAGCGUCGCCUUCGGGGGUCAGCUUGGUUCAAACUUCAGCAGAAAGCAGCAAUGGUAACAUUCCGGUGGGAAAUAAACCGACUGAUGGUUCAUCCAAGACUGGAGACUUGGAACAGAACAGCAUGUCUUCGGAGACAGAGAUCAAAAUGGGUACGUCGUCUGGAGGUGUUAUAGCGGUUGAGGAUGCUACUAUUCAAGAUUCCGGUGCAAAGGCUGCAUCGUGUGGUCGCCUAGCUUCGUUGGCUGCUGCUUCGAAUAAAGUGUAUAACGAAGGAGGAGUUCCUGCGUCGUUCAACGCACCGAAGGGAGCGGUGAUCCCGUUCCGUUCCAUGGAACUGGCCUUGGAACGCAACGGGUCGUUGGAGACCUACGUAUCGCUUCUUGAGAGCAUAGAAACAGCCGAAAUCGACGGAGAGCUCGACCGGCUGUGUAACCGGCUUCAGGAGCUCAUAUCUUCUCUGAGUCCUUCAAAAGAAACCGUCGAAACCAUAUCGAAAAUGUUCCCGGACACCGCGCGGCUGAUAGUGCGUUCGAGCGCAAACGUGGAGGACUUGGCGGGAAUGUCCGCCGCGGGGCUGUAUGAGUCGAUCCCCAACGUCAGCCCGUCUAACCCGAUCGUCUUCGGGCACGCCGUCGCCCGCGUCUGGGCGUCCCUCUACACCCGCCGAGCCGUGCUGAGCCGCCGAGCGGCCUGCGUGCCGCAGGACCAAGCCGUGAUGGCCGUCCUCGUGCAAGAGAUGCUCUCACCAGACCUCUCGUUCGUGCUCCACACGGUCAGCCCGACCGACAAGAACGAGGACGUGGUCGAGGCGGAGAUCGCGCCGGGGCUCGGGGAAACCCUGGCUUCGGGGACGAGGGGCACGCCGUGGAGGCUCGCGGCCGGGAAGUUUGACGGGACGGUGCGGUCGUUGGCGUUCGCCAACUUCAGCGAGGAGAUGGUGGUGCGCGGGGGCGGCCCUGCGGACGGGGAGGUGAUACAGCUGACGGUGGACUACAGCAAGAAGCCCUUGACCGUUGAUGCGAGCUUCCGGCAGCAGCUCGGCCGGAAGCUCGGGGCAGUCGGGUUCUUCCUCGAGCAGAAGUUCGACGGCGCGCAGGACGUGGAAGGGUGCUUGGUCGGGAAAGAUAUCUACAUUGUGCAGACGCGGCCACAGCCGCUCUAAAGGCUGUUGGAAUACUUCACUUUCAAAAUAUAUUCCCGCGAAAAAAUUGUCAUGAUUUCCUCUUUGGUUCGUCAUCAUAAAAAAGUUACUACAACAUGCUAAUAUUUGUAAUAAUAUAGUUAUACAAUACUUACAAUAACAAUACUUACCAUCAAAUAUUUUGUUCAAACUCGUAUGUAUUA